This is a messenger RNA of Saccoglossus kowalevskii, 2862 nucleotides long. RefSeq names its product schlafen family member 9-like. The record is from RefSeq and is a predicted model, not a curated record. Lineage: Eukaryota; Metazoa; Hemichordata; Enteropneusta; Harrimaniidae.
AUACUUUGGACCGUGACGUCAUCAUACACAGUAUAAUCGUCUGACGAUCUCGUUUUCGUGCCACAGACCACCAGGACAUUUGGAGAGAAAUAUUGAAGUAUCAGUGUCAUAACAACGUUUUGUUUAGUUUUACUUUACGUCAUGUGUACCAUUUGAAGAAUGAAAAGACAAAGUGUUGAAGCAGGUGCUGGUUCGUCACGUAAACCUAAACUGCCAAUGUUUGUUGAUAAAGAUAUGAAUGAUUGUGCCGAAACUAUGCUGGUCAUGGAAAAUGAGAUCCUUCUGCCAAUAAAAUGCAAUACUAAAUCACAACGAGAGGCACAGCGAGAUGAGAUAAUUGUUAAAACAUGUGCACUUCUGAACUCUGGAGGCGGUGUGCUGAGGAUAAAAAAUGUCGAGAAUAAGCAGAUAAAUAAGUUACCUAUAUUCUUUGACAGGUGGCUCAAAUCCAUUGACGAAGCUAUUAAGAAACUUAUUGACCCACAGAAUAUGAGUGAUUUUGUAUCCGUAGAAGGUGAUUGUUCCAGUGAAUAUGUUAAUUUUUUUGUCACUGCCGCAAAAGAGUGGAAAUCGAUUAAUCUUGACUGCUAUAGCGCCUCCAACUGUGAAGUCACCAAAAUGUCUAUAUCACAAGUAAAAACACUGCUCAGUGAAAGAAAGAAAAAAUGCUCUAUUAAAUGUCAUUUAGAGGAUCUUCCCAAGCUGCCACACCAAUUGACGAAAGAAGAGUAUAUGCCUGCAAACCUCUCUCGUGAAGAUACACAAGUGCAGUUUAAAAACAUAAAUAUAUCUAAAGAUACUAUACUCUCAGACAACCUUGGUAAAUAUAUUUCUGGUUUCGCCAAUACCAGAGGAGGUCAUAUAUUUUUCGGGGUUGAUGACGAAUGCAUAACCAAGGGAAUCGAUUUGAAGAACAUUAAUUCUAUAAAACUGAAACAAAAGGUCAAACGUGAACUUGAAAAAAUACAAUGGGGGUUCGUUCCGCAAGAGAACACACACUGGAAAAUUACAUUUAUACCAGUCACCAGUGAGUCUUCCGUAGAUAAUGACGAGGAGAAUGAGAAGAUGGGAAAUUGUCAUGAUGAUGGAAAUAUUGUCAUUGUUAUCUCUGUUGCUGGUAUCAAAUAUUCCGGAGGAGUAUACCGUAGAAUUCCUGAGAGCUAUUAUUUGGACGAAGAAACAAAGGUGGUAAAAAUGGAAGACUUUGAGGAGUGGGCUGCUAAAACAAAUACAGUCGGUGGAGACUCGUCGUUGGAUUAUCGGACGAAGCGGAUGGAGAAGUUGGAAACAUCUAGUGAUAUAUCACGACCGAUUUACUACUUAGAGGAUGAUCAAACCAUAGAGAAUGCAAGGAAGGAACUAUUUAGCGGAGAGAGUGUAACAGGUGGUGUUCUUCAUAGUCUGUCGUCCACUUACAAGAAAAAUAUAGAAGACAACAUACUAGAAGUGGUUCAAGGAACAUCCAUCUGUGUCAAGUCCUUUUAUUGCGAGUGCAUUAAAGACGCACAUGCAAUGAAAUUACUUGUGCCUAAUACACUAGUCUGCGAUAUUCUACUUUUCGUGGUUGGAAAGGGAAUUUUCCUUCUGACACUUUCAAGAGGAGCAAGUGAAGAAAUCUGCAAAUACAGUCGAGAAACUGCCAAGGAGCUCAAAUCUGCAUUAGUAAAGAUAGGGGGCUGUACAAAACAGUUUGCAAUCAAUCACAAUGUUGUUGAUAUCGAUUUAUUGAAUGCGCCUGUAGAACUUGUCAUUAAUAAUUUUUACCCGAAAGAGUAUCACAACAUCGACCAGGAUAAAGUGAAAUCUAUCACAUACUCACUGACUGCUGUAUUAUUAUCAUUCUCUUCAACACACCUCUCUAGUAAAGUGGGAUGUACUUAUCUAAAUGCGUUAACAGUGAAUCAGUUCCAUAUUUUCUGGAAGAAAUUGCAUGAUUUUUCAAGUAAGCAUCUAUGGAUCAAAGGGCCGCCUGGAACUGGAAAAACAUUGAUGGCUUUAGAAUUCAUGAAGAAGAAACACAAAGAAGAAAACCUUUCACCAGAACAGAUUUUGUACGUGAAUGAAUACAAAGGAGCAUUGCAAUUAGCCUUGAAAACAGGUGUCUGUAUAGCUAUAACAAGAGCCGCGUUCGUCAGGGGUGACUUUCCUGAAGUGAAACACAUCGUCAUGGAUGGGGUUCAGUUUUACCGACAUGAAGAUAGAUAUGAUAAGUGGUAUUGCAAAGCAAGAAGUAUGACAAAUAAGAGUGGUGGCUACUUCUGGUGUUUCAUUGAUUUGGCUCAGAAAAUUAGAAUUGAUUACCCAUAUAAUAUGAGUGGUAUCCCUGGCUUGCUCGAACCAUGCUACAGUCUUAGAAAAGUUGUAAGAAAUAGUAUUAACAUAUUCAACCACGCUAAACAAUAUCUAUGUGAAGUUUUGUAUUCAGAGGGGAUAGAAGUUGCACACAGCUUCGAUGGAUGCUCUCCAUGUGAAAUAGAGCAUUGCGAAUCUCUCCAACACCUCGGCUCGAUUCUUGACACUUUGAAAUCUGAGGGUUAUUUACCUCAAGACAUAGCCGUCUUAGUUAAUACAAAGAAAGACAUCAGUAAAGUCAAAUAUGAAAUUGAAGCUUUAGGAUAUAAUGUAAAGGAUGAAGAAAGUACCCAGUCAGACUGUAUAGUGUUAACUAGUAUCAGAAGUUACAGUGAUUUAGAAAGGCCAGUAAUUAUUGGAAUUCAUCCAAUGGCAGAUGGUCUGACUAAUCAUCUAGACGCACUCAUGUUGAUUUUAUGUACAAGGGCUCUGUGUAAACUAUUUAUUCUUUGGGAGAGACAAAGUUAUCCAGGACAUCCAUCACUAUUCGCAUGUAUGGAAAUAGUAUAG